Messenger RNA from Nymphaea colorata (pocket water lily), 1616 nucleotides. RefSeq names its product short-chain dehydrogenase/reductase 2b-like. The transcript is spliced from 5 exons. The record is from RefSeq and is a predicted model, not a curated record. Lineage: Eukaryota; Viridiplantae; Streptophyta; Magnoliopsida; Nymphaeales; Nymphaeaceae. Gene Ontology annotation, cellular component: membrane. Bases 436 to 1365 code for a protein of 309 amino acids.
UGCAAAGGUCACCACAAAGGGAAAACCAUAAAGAUGCAUAAGGUUGCAUUGCAUUUUGUACCCGUUUCUGCUUUAGUCCAGAUCAGAAAGUCCUGUUCCACAGUACUCAGGAGGACCCCAUUGCAGCACGUCCUGGUACAAAGUCCUCAUACUUCUACGAAGAAUUCCAGUCUCAAGUCGCUUCUCCCUUUCUGACUACAGACUUACUCAGCACGAAGGUCACACAAGUAGUCUAUAAAUAGAUGAGAGCAUUUUUCUUGUUCACACACUCAUGCCAAGAGACUAUUUUUGUUUCGCAAGUUCUUCCCUUUAUUUUCCUGUUCCGUUGAAUCACAAUUCCUGCUCAGUUUCCCAUUAAUUUUUCCGUUUUCACAAGACAAGGUUAAUAGAUUGUUCCAGAUCGUUCGAGUUCCCAGACCAGUACACCCCAGAAAAAUGGAAGCAAAGGGAUCAGAAUGGUGGAGUGGGGAGACGGUGGCGGUGGUGACGGGAGCGAACAGAGGGAUAGGGCUGGAGAUCUGCAGGCAGCUCGCAGACAAAGGGCUGACCGUCAUCAUGACUGCUCGUAAGCCGCAGGAGCAGCUCUCAAGCUCUGCUAAACAGUUCCUGCAGGAUGCAGCAGAAUUGGGGAGGAAGAACGUCAUCUUCCACACUCUGGAUAUUGCUCAGGAGCAGAGUGUGCUGGAUUUCGUCGACUGGUUGAAACUCCAUGUUGGGAAUAUCGACAUUCUGGUAAACAAUGCCGCCAUUCAAACUGCUGAGAUUGAUUGGCUGUUCUUGAAACAGAACCAUGUUGACGUUAUAACCUUUCUGGGGACGCCCGACUGUGGACGUGUGACCUCAGAGUCACAUGAAUUGGCAAAGGAGUGCAUACAUACCAACUACCAUGGAACCAAGACGCUGACCAAUGCCUUACUCCCUCUGCUUCGCCCCACUCCUUACAAGGCCAGGAUUAUCAUGGUGUCUUCAGUUGCAGGACUGCUAUACUAUCUAAGGGAUGAAGAGUUGAAGAAGCAACUGUCAGAGGUAGAGGACUUGACAGAGCAGAAGAUCGAAGGGGUGUUGAACCUGUUCCUGGAGGACCUGAAGUCUGAGAAGGGCAUGGAGAAGUGGCCUCUUCAGCUGCCAGCUUACUCCACUUCCAAGGCUGCCAUGAACGCAUACACGAGGCUGUUGGCCAGCAAAUUGAAGGGCAUAGCUUGUGUGAACAGUGUGCACCCUGGGCUCGUGAGAACUGAUCUAUCGGAGUAUAAUGGCAACCUCUCCGCCCCUGAAGGAGCCGAGAACAUAGUGCGUGUUGCCCUCUUCCCUGUUGGUGGUCCUUCUGGACACAAUUUCUUGGAACGCGAGGACUCUGAGUUCUGAGAUCAUCCAAGUACAGCCCUACAAAGCAUAACAAAUUGCAUAUUGUGGCUAUAUUGACAACAUAAAUAAGUUUGUUUCUUUCUGUUAUGUCUUCGAACACUAGUGUUAUGUCGAUGAGUACGGUGGAAUAAAACUGCUCAUGAGAUCCAUGAUGCAGGCGCUGGCUUCAAGAUAUGAAACUGGGAUUCCAUGUCUUUUUCUUAUUUGGGCUUCUUGUAAUUGACAAUUGAAUUAUAAACGCUUAUAUCUGG